Cololabis saira (Pacific saury) is the source of this 6270-nucleotide messenger RNA. RefSeq names its product cell adhesion molecule L1-like b (gene chl1b). The transcript is spliced from 32 exons. Gene Ontology annotation, molecular function: protein binding. Gene Ontology annotation, biological process: cell-cell adhesion. The record is from RefSeq and is a predicted model, not a curated record. Lineage: Eukaryota; Metazoa; Chordata; Actinopteri; Beloniformes; Belonidae. Bases 378 to 4271 code for a protein of 1297 amino acids.
UGACUGCGAUAGGGUCCCUUCUUUUCUUUGAGUCCGUCUUUGUGGAGAACGACGACGAAGCCGCUAUUACUUUUUUUUUUCUCCUUACAGAGGCGCAAAAGGAGGAGGGGUGCGUUUUCUAGCAGCAUCCAAAGGGAGGUGGAGAGAAGGGAGGAGUGGGAGCGGAGGCGCUCCGGCUCAGAGCAACAGCACAGCCAGGCGCGCUGCGUUAUUAACCCUCGUCUCUGCAGCGGUCGGAAUUCAACUCUGGGUCAAGAGCUGCUGCGACAAGACUUGCAGCCAAAGGUACUGGCUCUCCAGCCCAGCAGAGGAAUGAACUGACAAUUGGUAGGAGAAGACUUGUUUGUUGAGAACGUUCAAGAGGAAACGUUGAAGUCAUGAGGCUGCAGAGGAGCCAGGGACUGGCUGCCAGGCUGACCACCAUCGCCUACAUUUGUGCCUUUCAUACAGCUGCUGCUGACAUCCCACUCGAAGUUUUAGGUCAAGUAAACAUUGAGCAGCUGCCCACUAUCACGGCUCAGUCUCCCAGCUCUCUCAUUGCCUACCCUUUUGAUGAGAGCUUCCCCAUGACGUGUGAAGCCAAAGGAAAUCCCGAGCCAGAAUUCAGAUGGAUGAAGAACGGCCAGGAUUUCGACCCCUUUCUGGACCCCCAUCUGAUGAAAGAGGAGAAUUCUGGGACCUUUGUGAUACCUAAUAAUGAGAACCUUACAGAGUACCAGGGAACCUAUCGCUGUUACGCCUCAAACAAACUGGGGACUGCCAUAUCUAAGGAGAUUGAGUUCAUUGUGCCCAAUGUUCCAAAAUUCCCAAAAGAAAUACUCGAUCCUAUUGAGGUGCAGGAAGGCCAGCCUUUUACUCUGAAAUGUGAGCCACCUACAGGCAUACCUCCUCUGCAGAUCUACUGGAUGACCAUCAAUCUCCAGCACAUUGAACAGGAUGAAAGGGUGUCUAUGGGCUUGAAUGGAGACCUUUACUUCUCUCAUGCGCUGGACAAGGACAGUAGGAGGGACUACUGCUGCUUUGCUGCGUUCCCAAAAAUACGCACCAUCGUCCAGAAGAACGCCAUGUCUGUCAUUGUCAAGCCAAGAAAAAGUGACGGUCCAGAAAGAGAUAAUGAAAUUCCACAGAGACGCCCCUCUUUUCUGACGCCCCCUGGUGCCACAUCAGAGACAGUUCUGGUCAAAGGAGAGGACUUGAGACUGGAGUGUAUUGCAGCAGGAAUUCCAACUCCAGUGGUGGAGUGGGUGAAGGUGGGUGAUCAGCUUCCCUCUCGAGCCAAACAAGAGAACCACGGAAAACUACUGACCAUCCCGGAAGCUGAACAAGAGGAUAGUGGGAAGUACAUGUGUAAAGCACAGAACCCUCUGGGAGUGGCCGUCCAUUACUUCUCAUUAACAGUGGAAGAGCCUCCAGAGUGGCUGCUGGAGCCUGAGAGUCAGCUCAGUAUGAUCGGCUCCGACGUGCUCAUCAAGUGCUCCGCAAGUGGGAUCCCGCAGCCGACCAUCACGUGGAGGGUGAACGGUGUACCGCUGCAGGAGCUGCCAUCAGUCAGCAGGAAGGUAUUUGGUGAUACCGUGGUCUUACAUAACGCCCAAGCUUCCGACAGCGCGGUGUACCAGUGUGAAGCCUCCAACGUACACGGAACCCUGUUGUCCAACGCAAACAUCCAGAUUAUGAAUCUACAGCCUAUGCUUCUGACCAAUGGCGGGGAGGAAUACUCCGCGGUGGAGGGAAAGGGAGUGAUGAUGGACUGCGAGGUUUUCAGCUCUCCUCCGUCCACAAUCACGUGGAGUAAAGAUGAAUCUUCUACAUCUGUUGAAGGAACCAGGUUUACGGUUCAUGACAAUGGCUCUCUGGAGAUCUACAGCGUGGAGAGAGGUGACAUGGGGCAGUACACAUGCUUGGCUAAAAACACAGAGGGCUCGUCUGCCAUCGACGCCACCCUUUAUGUGAAAGAGCCCACUAGAAUCGUGGUGGCCCCAGAACCCCAGCAGACCUUAACGGGAACCACGGCCCGGCUGUCGUGCCUGGCGGAGUACGACGAGUCCUUCACAAGUGACUUUGAGCUCCUGUGGGAAAAAGAUGAUGUCCAGAUAGCCCUCAAUGAUACCGACAAUUCCAGAUACUUUAUCGAAGACGGUGCUCUUCACAUCAUCAAUGUGAGCCACAGAGACCAAGGCAUGUACACGUGCGUGGCGAAGACUCCAGUGGACCGAGACGUGGCCAAAGCCCUGCUCAUGGUGUUAGAUGUCCCCGAUGCUCCUCAGAACGUGGUUGUUUCCGAGCACAAAAGCAGAAGUGUGAAACUGAAGUGGAUCCCUGGGGAUGACCACAAUAGCUCAACGACAGAGUUCAUAAUUGAGUUUGAAGAAAGCAAGCUGGAGCCGGGCAGCUGGAAGGAGCUGCUCCGAGUACCCGGGAACCACAACUCAGCCCUGCUCAAACUCCACGGACACGUCGAUUAUCGCUUCCGUGUGUACGGCGUGAACGCUGUGGGGGCGGGGCCUCCCAGCGAAUCCACAGACAGAUACAAAACCCCCCCAGCAGCCCCAGACAACAACCCUGAAAAUAUCAAAAUCGAAGGUCAUUUGCCACAUGAGAUGAAUAUCAACUGGGAGCCCCUGUCACCCAUUGAGCACAACGGCCCCGGUUUGGAGUAUAAGGUGAGUUACCGACAGCAGGACGUGGAGGACGACUGGAAGGAGCACACCGUGAAGAGACACUCGUUUGUAGUCAGGAACACUCCCACGUUUGUGCCUUAUGAAGUCAAGAUCCAAGCCAGGAACCACCAGGGCUGGGGCCCUGAGCCCAAGAUCGUGACCGGCUACUCGGGAGAGGACUCUUUCUUCUGGAUCUGUCCCCAGGAGGUCAACUCAGUUCCCUCUGCUGCACCUGAUGAUGUAACCGUGGAGGUGAUGAACAGCUCAGUGGUCAAUGUUACCUGGAUACAAGUGCACAAGGACAAGUUGCAUGGGCAUCUGGGAGGCUACAGGAUAAACUGGUGGCGUCUGCGCAGUCUGACGAGCCCAAAGAAAACUCACGGAGAGAAACACACACUGACGUUCCCCGGAGAUCGGAACCAUGCCACGGUACCGGGCCUCGUCCCCUUCUCAGAGUACAGCCUCAUUGUGAUGACCUUCAACGGGCGGGGCAACGGUCCAGGCAGCCAUCCCGUCAACUUCAGAACUCCAGAGGGAGUUCCAGAGGAAAAUCCAGUUUUCAGGGUCACAGAUGUACAGAGAAACUCUGUCUCUCUUGUCUGGGCCCCACCAUUGGAGUAUAAUGGGAUCCUCACCGGGUACCUGCUUGAGUACCAGCUUGUCAACGACACAGAGGACGUGGGACCCCUGCAGACAGUAGACAUCAGAAACCCUGAAACCUCCAAGUGGUUACUUCGUGACCUGGAUCCUAUGAGCAAAUACAAGUUUUACCUGCGUUCCUGCACCAUUGUGGGCUGCGGCCCAGUUGUCAGUGAGGAGUGCACGACCACCCUGGAAACAACUUCCACUUUGGCUUCCACUGUUGGCUUCAGCCAGAGCGCCUCCCCCUCACCUUCGCACACGUCCCAUGUGACCAAACCCGCUCGCUCCACCAUAGCGCUGCUGAAUAUUAGCUCAGCUGUUGGCGACAGCUUUGCAAAUAUCAGCUGGAUAUUUGGAGGAGAGCAUGCAGAGUUUUACAUUGCACAUGUGAAAAAGAGUGGGGGUCACUGGAAGAUAUCAGAGGCCUUAAACACCUCGCAGAGCUUCCAUGUGCUUGGCGGGCUUGAACCAGAGACUGAGUACACUGUGCGCUUCAUUCCCAACAGAUGGGUUGCUAAUUCUAGUAUAUAUGAAGAUGUUAUCACGACCAGGGCUACAGGUCUGGCCAGCAUCCACGGAGGAAUAUCCACCCAGGGCUGGUUUAUCGGCCUGAUGUGUGCCAUCGCUCUUCUCACGCUCGUUGUUUUGAUCGCUUGCUUUGUCAACAGAAAUAAAGGAGGAAAGUAUUCCGUCAAAGAGAAAGAAGACCUGCAUCCAGAUGUGGAGUCCCAGGGCAUGAAUGACGACACGUUCUGUGAAUACAGUGACAAUGAUGAGAAGCCACUGAAGGGCAGCCAACGCUCCCUGAGCAGGGAGAUCAAGGCAGCAGAGAGCGGGGACAGCCUGGUGGACUAUGGAGAUGAGGAUGUUCAGUUCAAUGAAGAUGGCUCUUUUAUUGGCGAGUAUGCAGCGCGAAAGGAGAAGAGGGCGUCAUCUGAGAUGAAAGCCUCUGUUCAGAACCCAGCAUGAAGAGCAGAGCGGCCAUCCAUCCCUGCUCGACACCGGUUCCUUUACACCUGCUAGAAAGAAGAAAUGAAAAAGGGAAACAGACAUUAUUCAUGCUGAGAACAUGUUUUCUGUCAAAUGUAAUGUGUCAUUGCCAAGCGCACACUGCCAUACUCAUUUUAUAAGCUCCUUGUUCUAUUGCAACACAAUGACCGUUACUAAAUACAGUGUAUAUAUCGUGUACAUGUGCUAUGUGUCCUUUUUUAUAAUUAUUAUUCCAACAAAAUGUAGAGAACAUGAUUUUUUGGAUUGUUUCUUUUUUCAUCGUCAAAGCUGCACUAUAGAUUUGUUUUUUUUUUGUUUUUUCCAUUGUUCAAAAAAGGAAAACGUGGCCUGCAAUUGUCAAUCUUUAUUUACAGCAUUGCCUCUGAUGUCACCAUGUCGCAGGUCGCGGACGCGUGGGGAACUGCAGCAAACAUUACUGACCUUUUGUAUAUGAAAUGAAUUCAUUAAAUAUGUUGUAAUAUGUGUAUAAAGGUUUGCUUAUUAACUUAUUUUUUUUCCAGGGGUUUUAUACGUGACAAAAUAACAAGGAGGUGUUAUUCAGUUCCAACUCGUAGUUUAUGACUACUUAAAUCAGCUUUGUUACUUCAAUUGAUCUGAUUAUAUUAGAUCAGUUUUUAUCAGAACAAGUCUGAAUAAAGGAUUUUGCCGACAUCACUGCCACAGGAAAAAUGGAUUACAGGUCACUAUUAGGUUAUUAAAUAAACAAUGCACUGUUUUGAUUAUUAUUAUGUUUUUUUUCCAAGGAAACACUUUCAAUGGAGGUCGUUGAUGUGUUCAUCCGGGUUUUUGGUAUCUUAAGGCACUGCAGGUGCAGCUAGCUGUUUGUCAGUGGUUUCACAUUCUGACAAAUGUUUAAUAAAUACAAGUACCACAACACAACUUGGUUGUUAGUUUACCUCUCUAUAAAGACUAGAACUAUGAAAGCAGUUUAUGCCCUACUGCAGAAAACAAACAAUGCACCCCUGAAAAGACUUUAAGGUAAUGUCUGGAAACCAGACGACUCUCAGAGCCCCGUUUGUGGUUUUUCAUCUCAAAUGCUUUUGUUUGUUGGAUUCUACAAUAUCAAAUGGAGCGGCACAUGUCACUGAGCGGCUGUGUGAAUCCACCCACGGUAUGAAGCCCCACCCCCUGCACCAGUCGCCAACUGCCCUUAGCAGACAAAACAAGGAUGUCGACAGGUGGGUGUGACUCCACCUGCAGAGUGUGUGGCUAGCUGUUUCCCUCAGUAUCCGUUUAAAGAGUGCACGUAGCUGGAGUAUUAUAGGCUAUCAUACCGACACGAGAUACCGCAUGACAAAACAGAAAAUUCCCAGGAUAUAAAACUAGUCCUGUACCACAGGAACAUCACAAUGUUAGAGGGAGUGCACGUGGACAUACGUAUGAACUGUAAAUCAAAAUCAAGGCAGCAGAAACAAGAUAAGAACUACACCUCCCAGAAUGCACCUGCCAGGUUCUGCCCUGCCAGUGUUUGUGUGAUGAGUCUACCUCAUCUGGCUGCUCAGUAAUCUACAACCCCCCACCCCAUUCACGUUGAUUGGAAAUGUUUCUUUAGCCUUACUUUCACUUUAUUUUCAUCUAAAUGCAACUUCUCUGUUUCCAGCAUUAACGUUAGCAACGUGAUUAGAAAAAUUGCAAUGAUUUGUAAAGAUUUAUCCAUUGCAUGCUCUGAAUGUUCAUUGAUGUGUUUUGAUGUCAUUAAAAUUGUUUUACUUUCCUACAUUCUGGUUGUGGUCUUGCCGUAUCUGCAGCACUGUUUCUAUGUGCAGACACACGUGACAUAUGUUUGAGCGAAGAGACUUGUCCUCGCCCUUUUGAUGGAAGUCAUGUGACAUGCCGCCCCCGCUGGAGCGUACCUUAAACAAAUGUUGCACCAGGGUCAAGUCUCUGUCUGAGUCAACCUCCGUUUUUGAUCACGUAGCUGCAAGAGAGUUGAAAAGGAAAAUCAAAGCAGCAGGCA